CUGCUCCAACACCACUCGGCCCUUCCUUUGUUAUUACUUUAUUCGGGAACAAAAUGGAGAUUUUAAUAGUGAUUUCGGUCCUACUGAUGAGCACGUGUUCUCAAGGUGCUAUAGAUCUGGUUCUGGACGAAUGCUGUUUAGUAGGGUCUAACUGGGCAGGAGAGCGAAACCAGAGGUGUGACACCUAUCCUACAGCAGUUGAAGGCAUCAGUCCAGACGACCAAAGCGAGUGCCGUGCUAUUCUCGAAGUCUGUUGCAUGAAAGCAAAACAGAAACAGCAGUGUGAUCGAGGUCAUCAAGAUGCUUUGGAAUACCCCUUGUGUACAUCUCGGAAUGUGUUUGGAGCGGAACAGUAUCUGGAAUGUUGUCACUGCUGUCAUCUGGGCGUUGCACACCGUGAAGCGGGCGGUGAUUGUAACUAUCUAUCUGACGUCGGUUUUGGUGGACCAUGUGAUCAGAAAUUCAAAGAAUGUUGUAUUGGAACAGUCAACAAGACAGUUGAUAACGACAUCGACGAAUGUGAGUUACAUCCGGGUGUGUUGUGUAGUCACCGGUGCGUAAAUACGUUGGGCAGCUACCGCUGUGAAUGUGAACCUGGAUAUACCCUGCAUGAUGACGCCAGCACGUGCAUAUUAGAUGACAACGGAAUAAAUUGUUCUGUGUACAAUCCUUGUGAGCACCGUUGUGUUGAUGAUACUGCUGGUGUACGAUGUCAGUGUAACCGAGGCUACCGACUUGACGAGGACGGAGUGUCAUGUCAAGACAAUGACGAGUGUGUUCUUGGGACGUCUAACUGUCCCGGUGACACCAGAUGUGUAAACACAGACGGCGGAUUUAGCUGUGAACCCGUCAAUGCGCCUGUCAGUGAAUGUCCGGACGGCAUGGAAUAUGAUAUUGCUUCUGGUGAAUGCCAAAGAAAACUGACUCAAACGUGUGACCCUGGAUUUGCUUACAACACGGUGUCCAUGACCUGCGACGACUUGGACGAAUGCACUGUAUUCCUCCAUAACUGUUAUGGUGUCCACAUGCUGUGUGUCAAUACACCCGGUAGUUUUACCUGCCGCUGUGAUGAAGGCUUCUUAUACAACAACCUCUCUAUGACAUGCCAGGAUAUAAACGAAUGUGCGGAGAACAUCAACACUUGUGACUCGACCCAGCGUUGUGAGAAUACCAUUGGGUCAUUUCGAUGUGGACGCCUCCUUGGCUGCGGGACCGGCUACACUUUAGACGCGGACACCCAACAAUGUGUCGAUCGGGACGAAUGCGCCUUGGAGAUUCAUAACUGUGGUUCCGGAUAUAACUGUAUCAACAUCCAGGGGUCCUUUCGGUGUGUGCCGCUGCAGUGUCAGUUCGGAUACCGCUUUUCAUCUGCUCUUGGUCGAUGUGAACCUAUUAACUGUCGGCGUGGAUUGGAACCAAACAGGCGAGGAACCUGCGUAGAUAUAAACGAAUGUGAACGUCCCAACACUUGUAGGCGGACAGAGGUAUGUAAGAACACGUACGGGUCGUAUCGUUGUCGAAGUAAGUUGGACUGUCAACCUGGACAUGAAGUGGACCCUAAUACUCAGAUCUGUGUCGACAUUGACGAGUGCAGCAGAAAUUUACAUGACUGUAAACAGAACCAGAGGUGCAUUAAUCGUCCCGGAAGCUACAUCUGUGACUGUCCAAAUGGAUAUAGACUUGACCAGAACGGUAACUGUGAAGACGUUAACGAGUGUAGGGAUAACUUUGUAUGUCCGUUCGACUCUGUGUGUGAGAACUCUCCCGGAAGUUAUCGAUGUCGCUGUAAUGACGGUCUAAAGUCUGAAGGCAGACGAUGUGUAGAUAUCAACGAGUGUGAAGACCCUAACAUUUGUCAGUACCGCUGUUUGAACGUGUACGGGUCAUUCCAUUGCCAGUGUAGAAGUGGAUACCAGCUUGCUGCCGAUAAACGUAGCUGUGAAGACAUCGAUGAAUGUACACAGUUUGGAGGUCGUCAUCGGCUGUGUGGUGGUCACUGUAUCAAUACACCGGGAUCCUACCACUGUGAAUGUCCCGACGGUUGGACAUCCUAUGGCAGAGGUCAGGCUUGCAGGGACGUCGAUGAAUGUCAACGGCCGGGUAUAUGUGGACAGGAUAGAAUGUGUUUUAACACCAAAGGAAGCUACAAAUGUCCUAACGUUGUGUGCCCACCUGGUUUCGUGAAGACAACGCUUGGACCACGCCGUAACAGUGUCAGAUGUAAACGUAUAGAUUUCAAUUGUGACCAGAAUGACAACGAAUGUAGGAACUUGCCGUUCUCUCUAUCUUACAACUUCCUGACUUUCCCAACCUAUGUCAAGGUUCCGGCGGACUUGUUUGCAAUGUCAGGUCCCCAGUCGCUGGAUAAGAAAUAUACAUGGGAUCUCGAGGUAGUCGACGUUCGGCCACUCAGGGCUGGUAUCAGUGAAGUCAACCGUGGCUACUUUUCUCUUAGAGAAAGCAAUAACGAGGCUACAGUGACCUUGACUUACGGCAUCCCUGGUCCACAGGAUAUCCAACUCAAACUGACAAUGAAUAUGCUGAAUCGAGAAACUAAUGCCUACAUUGGAAAAGCCGUAUCAAAGAUAUACCUUUACAUCACAAGCAAAGGUUUAAUGAGGGGAUGAUACACAUCUCGAUGACAUAUCACUGUAGAAUUGUCAUUCUUGACAUCUUGUUAUCAAGUUAAAACAUAUUUUCUUCAACAAAAUUUUCUUUUCCGGGAUCAUGAUGUCACGAAUUGACUUUAGAGAGAAGGAAACUUCAACCUCUAUGUUUGGUAACUGUCAUAUAUCUUUUUUGUGAUUAAGCAUAAAGUUUCAUGCAGUAUGAUGACGGAAACUAAUAGGACGACUUUUGUUUGAGCGAAUAUUGCAUAUAAUACUUCAGAUAUUUAAUUGGAUUGCAGUUUGAUAGUCUUGUUGCUCCGUUUUGACUAAUUUAUGAAUUGAAAUGAAUUGAUAAUCACUCAUGUAUGUCAUGAAAAGCAAUGAAAUAUAUCAGUGUCUAUUACAAA
This is a messenger RNA of Ylistrum balloti, 3016 nucleotides long. Its product is annotated as fibulin-1-like. The transcript has 16 exons. Gene Ontology annotation, molecular function: calcium ion binding. The coding region runs from base 54 to 2627 and encodes 857 amino acids. Lineage: Eukaryota; Metazoa; Mollusca; Bivalvia; Pectinida; Pectinidae. The record is from RefSeq and is a predicted model, not a curated record.